Molecule: messenger RNA, 5642 nt
Organism: Xyrichtys novacula (pearly razorfish)
Lineage: Eukaryota; Metazoa; Chordata; Actinopteri; Labriformes; Labridae
Source: the annotation of a GenBank genome assembly
GCUAGUGCCUCCUCCCGCGGUAUGUCUGUUCCGGAAGAGGAACGAAUUCUUGCUCAGAGAGGAAGGAAAGCCUGUUGACAGCAGAAAUCCCACCCAGGAAACCGACAUUCACAUCACCAACAACAAUUACCAUUUUACUAAACGUGUCAGACAUCGCAUUCUCGUCUGAGACGAAGCAGGAGCUCCUAAGGUACUCCUCGGUCAGGGUAGUCCUCUGAAGGUAGCUGCUGUGCUCUCUGAAGUUCACCUGUGGCUCUCAACUCUUUCAGGUAUGGAACAUGGCAGCGACUGAAACACAGCUGAUGUUGAGCGUCGGAUUAAUCGGUAAGUUUGUGCCCUCGGAUAGUUUGUGUGUGUCGGUUGGCUUUGGAGAUGCUGGGUGUUCAAACUCACUCAACGAUCAGGAGGAUCACAUGAUACCAGUGUGACCCAUAAGUGUCUCAUCAAUAGAGCUCCAUGUCCUCAGUGGUCCACUGCUCCAUCAUCAGCUCUGUCAGUAUGCGUUAUAAACUGGUCAUACUGUGGUUCAUGGGUCAAGGAUUGGGUUCAGAAAAGUCAGGGGGAUCUUCAGUGACAGUCCAUGUUUAAAUACGUGCAGAUUCAUGAGUAAUGCUCUUUUUCUUUUCUCUUUGUCCCAGAGAAGGAUGUGAAUGGAGACACUCUGUGGGUGUGGUGCUAUCCCUCUGUGGGCUCAGACCUGAGGCAAGUCCUGCUAAAGAAGUGCUGUCUGACACAUGAUGGCCGGGAUUUUCACACCUUUGUGUUUGGUCAGUUCAGACGUACCUGGUACUAUAUCUCCACAGUGGAGGUGCAAGAACCCACAGCACUUCACAAGGUGCAGUAUCCAACGAGUCUCCUGUCAUUUGGAUCUAAACUCAGAAAUAAUCAGAGUGCACCUUUAAAUGAUUUGCUUUAGUUCUACUGUUGUUUCUUUUCUCUCCUUCCAGGUCACACAUUUUUCAAUGGUUGUUACAGCCAAAGACUUCAACCCUGAGAAGUACGCCGCACUCAGCAGAGUUCUCUGCAGGUACUCUUAGCAGCCAAGUAGAUACUUAAUAAUUACUUGUGAAGAGUGUUAGUGUAUUUAUUAAAAUAAAAUACUUCUUCUCCAGGAUGUACAUCAAAAAUGGGAGUCCAGUGAAAAUGAUGGAGGCUUAUGUCACUGUCCUUACCAAAGGCAUUUGCCAGAGUGAUGAAAACGGCUCAUUUCUAAUCAAGGACUAUGAUGUGCGGAAAGCAUACUUAGCUGGUUCAGUCAAAGGUACGUGAACACUAUCUUAAAGAGGUACUACAAUGACCAUAAUUACCACUUUUGUGGAAUUCAACCUUUAUUCUGACUCAGUGUGAAACCCAUGAACAGUUGACGCUGUGUUUAUAAAAAUAGAGGUUGGUUUGCAAACAAUUUAAAGCGCAUUUUUAACUGAUAAUAGUGCAAAGAAAUGUUAAAAUAGAAACUUGUUAUUGUUUUUCAUGUGUACUUUUAAUAUUUGAUGUCAGCAAAAUAUUUCAAAAGUGUCAGGACAGGGACAACAAAAUGCGGAAAAAGUUGUGUAAUGCAGAAACCAACCUGAGGGAACAUCUCCAAACUAAUAAGGUUAAUUUACACUAGGAGGAGUCUGUUAGGGGAGGUGCAUGAGCUAAUAUGCUGUCAUUCAACAAUUCCAAAAUAAUGAAAAAAAACAAAAAACUGGGGUUUAAUCAUCUUUAUGAAAUUGAAAGGUCCAGUGAAUAUGUGAAAGAGCUGUGAUUUUUGGGCCUUCUGAUGGUGACUGUGACUCUGAAGUAGAAAUUACUUUAGAGUCCAAAUAACUUCUGAAAACCAAUGUCUGUUAAAAGUAAAAGAUGGGUGUUCACCCCAUCCACAAAAGCAGAUCACAAAUGUAUCAUGCAAAGAAGAAAACCUUUGUAAAUUUGAUUCAGCGUUUUUUUUAAACGCUGAAUCAAAUUUCAAAUUAUCCUUUUAAAAACACAAUGCAAUGCAACUUUUGGUAUGCUUUCUUUAAUGUAUUUACUGUUUAAUACGAAAUUUUAAUGAUUUUCUUUCUAUCAACAUAUGAUUAAUAAACAUUUAUGGAGUGUCCCAACCAUCUAGGAAAAAGGAGGGUUGUAUUUGUAAAUGCUCUCAAAUCCUACUGGCUGUUGUGCACCUGCAUGAUCCUUUUUAAUUUUGAAGAAAUUUUUUUUGUGAGUAGUGGCCUCGUUUCCAUUUCAAGGGUGUUUUUUAGAGUCAGCCACGAGUUUAGGGUAAUCUUAUUUGAUUUAUUUUAUUUUUUUAUGCAUUCAUAUUCAAGAUACAAAAAAGCAAACCUCAAACCCUGUAAUAGGCAGGUCCUACAAUGAUGGUGGAAAUUUAAGGAGUGAUUCUGUAUCAGACAGCAGCUUUUAUAAGAGAUUUACUCUUUUUAUGGUCAAAGGUUGAUAUUUUUAAUUCAGUGCCUAAAAAAACAAAAACAUCUGAGAGAAAGAGAAAGAGAAACAUCUGUACCCUUCAUUGAAAGUUCUUGAUAGUUCUUAAAGCUGAUUUCUUCAGAGACAAAGAGGCAUAUUCAGUGUUGACUGACACACUCCUGCUCUUCCUCAGAUGUGGUGUCUCAGUUUGGUAUGGAGACCAUCAUUCUUUAUACGGCUCUCAUGCUGAAGAAGAGGAUCAUAGUCCAUCACCCUCGAAUUGAAGCAUUGUUGGAGUUUACAAGGUGCAUUAGACUUUUACAGGAAACCUUCAAUAAUUUUUUCUUUAUUUUCUAUGAUACAUUUUAUUGUGAUGUUAGGUGUUGAUAUUUAAUGUGGCCAAAUAGGGUAAAAAUGUGCGAAAAUAACCCAUUGUUAGUUUAAAGGGGUCCUUUUGUUUUUAUCACUUUUGAAAUUUGCUCAUCACCAAGCACUUCUUAGAGCCCUGCAUUUUAGCGUUUAACUGUGGACAUGUACACUGACAAGAGGCUGAACGGAGACCUUUACAUCACAAACCCUGAAUCAAAAUGUUAAUUAAUCAAAAGAGGCAUGUUUUUAAUCAUUGAGUAACUGUUUGCCUGUUUCCCCUAGAGUUCUACCUUGUUUGACAUGGCACAGGAAAGACUGGUCGAUCCUGCAUCCAUAUGUGCAUCUGACUGAUAUUGAGCUAGAGGAUCUGAAGGAGUGUCCCGGUGAGGCUGCCUUCUGGUUUACUGACUCUCAUUAACAGUAAACCUCCCCACAGUUGGUUAUUUUCCACCAUCUGCACCAUGAUCACUCUGAUCUCAUGGUGGAAAUGUAAUAUUUAUGCACCAAUAUGUUCAUUCUCUCCUCAGGAUAUGUUGCAGGAUUUGUUGAUCCAGAAGUGAGCAACAGAGCAGACUUGUUCGACGUGUAUGUGAACCUCCCAGAUAGUGUCAUCACAGUAACCCAGAGUGCUAAAGGUAUGAUAGAUAGAUAGCUAGAUAUAGAUAUAUAGAUAGAUAGAUGUCUUUAACAGCAAUUUGAUUCUAUUCAGUCCAGCACUGAUAGUCACUGUCUCACCACAGAGGCCAUGGCUAUGGGGAAGUUACACAAGGACAUUGGCCACCUUAUUCUUCAGUCUGCAGAAGAUGCUGAGAGGUCGGACAGUCAGGUCAUAAAGGUAAGGACUUCCCAGUUUUUGACCAACUGCUCUGAGAAAUGUGUUAAUUCUGAAAUAAUUACCUGUCAUUCCCACACAGGAUAUUUCUGUCAAGACGAAAGAGAUCCUUUCCAAUUUGGUGUCUAUGGCUGAUGAGUGUGAAGACUCCAAAAUAACACUGGAAGUUUUAAAGCACCAUCAUUUCCCCCCAGCGACAGAGAACUUUCUCUUUCAUUUGGCAGCUGCUGAGCAGCUCUUGCGAAUAUAAAUCACUUUAUCAGGCAAGACGCUGCAGGAAGAUGGAAUUAUCACAGCAUGGACUCUACUGUCCUGUUGAUUUAGGGAGAAUUUUGUUUGUCUUUAAUGCUUGUGAACACUCAGGAUGAUCAUCAUAACCAUGUGCAGCAGUUACUCUCUUACAAUGACCUCCAUGUGAGGUAGGAAAGUCAAUAGCAUCAUGCACUCACAUAAAAAUAGUCUAUAUAACACAUAUCAAACCAGGACCAGGGAUUACUCUCAGAAUUAGGGGAUGUGUUUGGUCAUCCAAUUCUUCCAUGAAGGGAAACUGGGCUUGUUUGAGAUGACCUCAAACCAGUCCAGUUCCCCCUUAACGAAGAAUUGGAUAACUAUGACCGGGUUGAACGAGAACCUACACAAACAUAUCUUUUGUCACUUUUUGGCCCACAGUUCCCAUUCAAAGGCCAAAAUCUAGCUAACAUGUUUAAAAGUGCUAGCUAUGUUACUCAUAAAAGUCUUAAGGUAACAGAGACUAAGCACCCAAACAAAAGGUAAGUUGUAAAACAGGACAACGAACACACACUGUUGACUGUGGUCCUUUCAUGGGUCGUCUGUCUUUUCUAUUAUUAGCCGGUGCAAAGUAUUUGUCUCCAGCUUGGUGAAAUGGAAGUGGGUUAGCUGGUACUUUUUCAGCUAGUACAUCUGAAGCUUAACUUUUAAAUAUCAUGUCACAAACCAAGUUCCUGGGUUGAAGUGUUUGGUUCACACCGGUAAGAGUCAGACGUUGUUUCAUAGCAUACUUUCUGUGUGGAUACAGCUGUAGCAUCAAUGGAAUGGCUCAUGUAGACAUGUGUAGACAUGGGAGUAUGUAGCAACAUCUAGCAUUGGGAUUCUGGGCUGAAAGGCUCCCCUUACUCACAUCUCCCUCUGGUGAAGCUCCAGAGCAACAGAGGUCUUCAAGGAGACAAAGCUGCUGUGACAUAUUGAUAAGUAUGAGUAUGAUUAAUUUGUCAAGUUUUUAUCAGAACAAAUUUUAGUCCACACAACUGCCCCCCCCCCCCGAAUAGAAAAACAUGCACAGCUAGUACUACUUUGUCCGCUCUGUGCUACAGUAAAAACAUGGCAGAGCAAGACGGCGGCCUCUGUGCAAAGGGACCCACUUCUGUGCAAAUUUAAAAGGCUUAUUCAAAGUAACAGGAACAACAUUAACACUAAUUUAAACAUGCUUGUGAAAACUUGAUUCCAAUUCAACCAAGUCUGCUCUUCUAAAUGGCCCCAAAUACUACACACUGCACCUUUAAUGAGCCAAUGAACAGAAAAUGCACAUGGUCACUGAGGGCUGAUCAGAUACGGAUAUUUUAUACAGUGGCUUUAUCAAUAUUUGUUCACUUUGUGUCACUUAUUUUGCUAAUUGAUUUAGACAUACACCAAAACUGUAAGUUUGAUUGUGCUGAGGCUUUUGCAGCAUUAGUUUUGUAAAAUAUAAUCAGGUCCUCAUCAAUCUCCAACUUUUCACUUUUGGUGCUUCUUCUUCAUUGUGUGUCUAGCAGGUAAAAGGAUUUUUUGAAUCAAUGUCUAACAUGUGCCACUAUUUCAUGGUUUUGCACCUUUUCCAUCCAUCAACUAAAGGUUUUGUGUCUCAGUAUUUCAGAUAAGACACCAAGUGCAAUACCCAGCAAUGCUCAUGUGACUUAAAAGUCUAAAUGUAUUUUCACAAGUUGAUGAAAGGUUUCUUAAACACAAAUAUAGCUACUACUCAAACAAAGUAUAAACUACUCUGAAAGAACAGUUUUCAUGUAUUUUAAUGUAUUAAAAAAAUCAUUUCCCAAGAAAA